Molecule: messenger RNA, 630 nt
Organism: Cadophora gregata
Lineage: Eukaryota; Fungi; Ascomycota; Leotiomycetes; Helotiales; Ploettnerulaceae
Exons: 1
Coding region: 1-630 (209 amino acids)
Source: RefSeq, a predicted model, not a curated record
AUGAACUCUCAAAAUCUGGCAGAAUACCCUUUUCCGGAGCUCCUCCAUGGAGUCUCUUCCCUCAAGAUUGAGACACCAAAGCACUCUCCAGUCACCUCCCCGUCGAAGCCAACACCAAAACAGCAAAGCCCCCUCCGCGCAGAAGCCCCUUCAUUCAUCCCAGGCGAAAAUUAUCAAUCUCCGAAUAGAGGAACAAAACCCCAUCAACAGCCUACACAGGAAAGUCAAUUCAGCUAUAGCUCUCAACUUAACCCUCGACUUCACCAUCGCUCCAAAACCGAACCUCAUCCACACUUGCGACAGCCAUCACCACCCAAACUCCAUCCACACCGCCACCCUCUCCCAGCAAUUCCUCGAGUCACCUUCACCAGACAAGACAUCUGCAUGUUCUUCGGUAUGGAAGAUAUGAUCGAUGAUUUGUACGAGGAUGUAGUGCAGUUCUUAGAGAAGAGACCGAAUGGUAGGACUGAGGCCGAGGCGUUGGACUUUUAUCUGGAGUUUGUGGCUGGAGGAGGGGAGCGGCAUAUAGGGGAGAGGAUGCCGUGUAGAUACUGUGAUUGGUUUAGGAAACAGAAGAGAGAGUGUGAAUACCUCAGUAUGGGUAUUAGGGGUGGCGGUGGACGUUUGUGA